Dictyostelium discoideum AX4 is the source of this 1629-nucleotide messenger RNA. It is a transcript of the gene masB, whose product is annotated as malate synthase. Gene Ontology annotation, molecular function: catalytic activity. Bases 1 to 1629 code for a protein of 542 amino acids. The transcript has a single exon. The record is from RefSeq and is a predicted model, not a curated record. NCBI's taxonomy places the organism in Eukaryota, Evosea, Eumycetozoa, Dictyosteliales, Dictyosteliaceae.
AUGGAAAAAAUUAAUGAAUUUCUAAAAGUCUUACAUUUAGAAUUUGAAGGGAAAAGACAAGAAUUAUUAAAGGAAAGAAUAUUAAUUCAAUCAAAUAUAACUCAAAGUCUUGGUAAAUGUUUAAAGAAACCAAUUGAAACAUUUGAAAUUCGUAAUGAUUCAACAUGGAAGAUUAGAGAGAUUCCAAAGAUUCUUCAAGAUAGAAGUGUUGAUAUAGUUUGUUUAGAUGUUACCAAUUAUCAAAGCAUGGUUGAAUGUGUUGAAAGUGGUAGUAAUGGUGUUCAAGUUGAUUUCGAUGACGGUUAUUCACCAUCUCAUUCAAAUAAUUUAAAGGCACAAUCAAACAUUAACAAGAUUGUAAAUGAUAAUAGAUUGAAUCAAUCCAAUAAAGCAUUAUUAUUGGUUAGACCUCGUUCGAUGAAUUUAGAUGAAAUUAAUCAUUGUGUUGAUGGUGUCCCAAUUUCAGGUACGAUAUUUGAUUUGGGUGUAUUUCUAUUCAAUAAUGCAGCAAAGCUAAUAGAGAUGAAUCGUGGACCAUUCCUUUACAUACCAAAGAUUGAAAAUUAUCGUGAAGCACAAUGGUGGGAUUCACUCUUGAAGCGAUGUGAACAGUUAUUAUCAAUACCACCAUUCACAAUUAAAGCAAUCGUAUUGAUUGAGAAUAUUUUAGCUUCCUUUGAAAUGGAAGAGAUUAUAUAUUAUUUACGUGACCAUUGUAUCGCUUUAAAUACUGGUAGAUGGGAUUACAUCUUUUCUUACAUUAAAAAGUUUAGUCAAUUACCAAACUAUAAUAUUCCUUCAAAAUCAAUGUUAUCAUUUAAUCAAGAGUUUUUAGUAUCUUAUUAUAAUCUUUUAUCAAAUAUUUCACACAAAAGAGGUUGUUUAGCUACUGGUGGUAUGGCACCUCAUUAUCCAACCAAUGUUGGUCAAACCCUAUCAGAUAAAGAGCUACUCUCUAUUUUCAAUGGAAAAAAAGAAGAAGCUAAAAUGGGGUUCGAUGGUGCAUUAAUAGCUCAUAAAUCUGCUGUAUCCGCUUGUAGAAAUGCUUUUAAAGAGGUGAUUGGUAAUGAUAAUACAAAUCAUUUAUCUUCAAAUCGUUUAUUUAAAUUUUCACCUAUUCAAUGUGAUCAAUAUUUUUCAAAUUUAAUUAAAACUUGUAAAGGUUUAACAUUGGAAAAUAAAUUCAAUCAUAAUUAUCCAAUCGCUUCUGUAUCAAUUCAAGAUGUUAAAUCUUAUUUAACAGUUUUAUAUAUUUACAUUGGAAAUUGGAUUUUUAAAGAAAAAGGUGCAUCAUCUAUUAAUGGCGUAAUUGAAGAUUUAGCUACCUCUGAAAUUAAUCGUGUUUUACUUUGGAAAUGGUUAAAAUUUGGUGUUGCAAUUAAAGAAGAUAAUAAUAAACUUUUAAAUAUUUCAACAAUUUUAAUAAAUUUAAAUGAUAUUGAAAAAUCUUUAAAACAACAACAACAACAAGAUGAUAUUAAAUUUACAAAUAAUCAACAUGAAACAAUUAAAAGAUUAAUAAUUCAAUUUUUAACUUCAAAUCAAUUAAUUGAUUUUAUGCCAACAUUAUUAUAUCCAUAUCUUUUAAAUUUAAACAAAGAUAUAAUUAUUUUAAAAUCAAAUUUAUAA